Messenger RNA from Trypanosoma grayi, 1260 nucleotides. RefSeq names its product actin-like protein. NCBI's taxonomy places the organism in Eukaryota, Euglenozoa, Kinetoplastea, Trypanosomatida, Trypanosomatidae. The record is from RefSeq and is a predicted model, not a curated record. Bases 1 to 1260 code for a protein of 419 amino acids. The transcript has a single exon.
AUGCGUAUUGCGGAGAGCACCGCGAAGAUACUCGCAAACAUCCCGCUCCCCGAUGAAGUCUCCGUCGUGCACCGCCAGGCGGCCGUUGUGGACAUUGGCAGCUGCACCACACGUGUUGGUUUCGCCGGCGACGACACGCCGCGCAUCGCGGAGCCCACGUGCGUCGUGAAGGGCACUGGCAAGGACGAGUCGCUGUGCCUCAAGAAGGCGCACGAAUGUCGGGCGACCGCAGAUGUCUCACGCGUCGUGGUGAAGGGCGAGGUGAACUGGGACGCGAUGGAGGUGCUGCUGAACCACCUCGACGAGCUGCUGGAGCUGAGCACCAAGGAUCUGCAAACACCGCUACUGCUGACCGAAAAGAUACUCGUGCCGCGGGCACAGCGGCAGAAACUGGCGGAGAUCCUUGUGGAGCGGCACGCCGUGACGGCUCUCCACUUCGUGCCGAGCCCUGUCCUCGCGCUUUACGCCGCCGGCACGUGCACUGGCGUGUCAGUGGAAAUGGGCUACGACGCGUGCCACGUGGUUCCGGUGUUCCAGGGCUGCCCGUUGUUCCACGCUGUGCACAUGCUUAACUACGGCGGGGACUACCUCACACGCUACAUGAUGGCAACGGGCCCCGCGCUGCCUGAGGUGGUGCAGCCGGCGCACCGCAUUGAUGUCUGGGAGCACCUCAAGGAGAAGUACUGCGAGGCGUGCCCAAACAGCGAGACCUUCUACGAGGUUCGGGAUAGCGAGGCGAGCGGCAGCGUUAGCAGCCUCACGGAUGGGCACAGCAACAGUUAUGGACCUGUGCAACAUCAGCUGCCGGACGGUACAGUCAUUACGCUCGGUUCGAACCGCUUCGUGCCGGUGGAGAUGUUGCUGGACCCGUCGCUCGUCACGGAUGAUGUGUUCAUGUUUGACCAAUCAGCGAUUGAAAACGUCGAGCGGCUGCGCACCUCGGCGGAACCGCGAGGUCUGCAUAGCCUCAUAGAGGAGUCUGUGAAGAAGUGCGACUUGGACCUCUCGCCAGUCUUCUACGAGUCGAUUCACUUCUCCGGUGGGUGCUCACUGCUACGCGGGCUCCCGCAGCGUGUGGGUAGCGAAAUUGGUGAAGUUGCCGGAAACGCCCCGCGCAUUGUGGCACAAACGGAGCGCCGCCACGCCGCCUUUGUUGGCGGCUCCAUUCUGGCGUCCCUCCCGACGUUCCAGGACUUCUGGGUGACGAAGGCCGAGUACGAGGAAUUCGGCUCGUCGGCAGUGCUGCGGCAGUGCUUUUGA